AUGAAGUUAACAACACUGUGCACGUUUUUGACCUUGUCUGCCUCCUUCAGCCUCUCUCAGGAGGGGUACGAGGAAUCCGGUUCCUGCGCAGCCACUCUGCGGGCCAAGGGGCCGUGUGGAUCCGGACGGGCCGGGUGCCCUUACGUUUUGAACCUUCCGCCGUUGACGGUGCACCUGCCGAAGCAGUUUCAGGAGCUGGACAAGCUGGUGAAGGACUUACAAGCGCUAAAAGAUGAAGUGGACCAGCUGAGGAGGCUGUGCGGCAACUGCGGGAGACACCGAGAGAGCAGGUAUGAUGAGGACGCACGCUCUGACACACGAGAUUUAGAAGUAAGAGACAAUCAGGGAAAAAAAGUUGCAGGCUCUGUGUGUACUGUCGAAAUAGAAAAUAGAGAAGCAGCACAGAAGGAAGCAGCUGGAAAAGAUGAGAAGCAAGAAAAGGAAGAAGCCAAAGAGAUUAGAAUUAAUGAAGAGCAUCAAGUAUGGCCAGAUGAAACAGGCACGAAGAAUAAAAAUACACAAAUGAAGAUGCCGCAGGACCGUGGGAGGCAGGAUCAGGGCAAGAUUUGGGAGGAGAAGAAAAAGGAAAUGGAAGAGAGGAUAAAAGCGGGGCAGGGAAAUGAGAAACCAAAACAGGCUGUAAACAGUGGGCUCACGGACGAAAGAGGACCUAUAAAAAAAGACGAGGAAGUCGUGGAAGGAAAGACGGGUGGCGAAUUGGAAAAAGAGAAAACACAGAAAGCAGUGGAGAAUGUGCAGAGGGAUAGUGAUAGAGAAUCAGCAUCCAGAAAAGCAACUCAGAGCACAGACUUUGUUUCAAUCAGCCCUACUCCUGCAUUGAUGGCGUUGAUCUCCGCUCAAGGGCCUGAGUUUGUAGACUUGGAUAAAACUGAGAGCAUCACGUCAUCUCUUCCAUCUCCUCCCUUCUCCGAUUCCACUUCCCAUUACUUGCCAGUUGUUAAUCCAAAAAGAACUCUAACAGCUUCAACUAAAUCAAACACAAAUAGUCUGCUGAAUGUAACAAGUUCCCCAAGCUCAAGCUUCCACACAACUAUUUCCCCCGAAGAUAAAGAACGCAGCAGGUGGCCGAGCACCAAUAAUGGCGUCAAUCGACCAGCCAUGCCAGAGGUAAAGCGUAAACCUGGAAUAAAGCUUGAUGCUAACGACAAGCAGAAGGACGCCAAGCAAGACCAAAAACCAGACAUUAAAACCAAGCAAAAUAUGCCCCAACAAAAAAACAGAGCAGGGAUAAACUUGAAACCUGGUGACAAGACUAAAACUUUUCCAAUUCAAAGAGCUGAGAACAGAACAACAAAUCCCUUCCUCAAAAACCUAAAACCCAAAUACGGUCAAGACAGGUCAAAUAAUUCACAGGAGGGGGCAACUGACCAACAAGCAAGACCCACAUCCGAUGACCAAAUCGAAUCAGACCAAACUCCAAUGUUGGAUAAAAACUCUAAAGCUAAGAAAGAACCUCUUCAUCCAGUUAAAACCAGUAAAACUGAACAAAAUCAAAAACCUGAUUACGGCUCAACGGAUCCCACCCUCCAAAACCUAAAACCCAAAUAUGGUCAAGACAGGACUGAUAAUUCACAGCUGGUAGCAACUGACCAAGAGGUAAGCCCCGUGACUGAUGAACAACCCGAAUCAGAAGAAACUCCAAUGUUAAGUAAAAACCCUGAACUUAAAAAAGAACAUGGUCAUCCUUUUAUAACUAGCAAAACUGGCCAAAAACCAAAACCUGACAAGGGCUCAAUUCAUCCAUCCCUUUAUAAUCCAAAAACAAAAUAUGGUCAAAACAGGCCUAAUAACUCACAGUGGAUAACAACUGACCAACAAGCAAGACCCACAACUGAUGAACAACCGGAAUCAGAAGGAACUCCAAUGUUGAAUAAAAACUCUGAACUUAAGAAAGGAUAUGUUCAUCCUGUUAAAACCAGUAAAACUGACCAAAAACCUGAUUCCAGCAUAACUGAUCCCUCCCUCAAAAACCUAAAACCCAAAUAUGAUCAAGAAAGGACGAAUAAUUCACAGUGGGUAGCAACUGACCAACAAGCAAGACCCCCGACCGGAGAACAACAUGAAUCAGAAGAAACUCUGAAUAGAAAUUCUAAACCUAAGAAAGAAACUGUUCAUCCUAUUAUAACAAGUGAAACUGAACAAAAUAAAAACCCUGAUUCCAGCUCAACGGAUCCCUCCCUCAAAAACCUAAAACCCAAAUAUGGUCAAGACAGGACUAAUAGUUCACAGAGGGCAGCAACUGACCAACAAGUAAGACCCACAACUGAUGAACAACCCGAAUCAGAAGAAACGCCAAUGUUAAGUAAAAUCCCUAAAUUACAAAAAGAUCCUGUUCAUCCUGUUGAAACUAGUAAAAGUGACCAAAAGCAAAAACCUGAUGACAGCUCAACUAAUCCCACAUAUGGUCAAGAGAGGCCUAAAAAUUCACAGUGGGUAGCAACUCAUCAACAAGCAAGACCCACGACCGGAGAACAACCCGAAUCAGAAGAAAUUCCAAUGUUGAAUAAAAAUUCUAAACCUCAGAAAGAAACUGUUCAUCCUAUUAUAACAAGUAAAAUUGACCAAAAGCAAAAUCCUGAUUCCAGCUCAACUGAUCCCGCCCUUAAAAACCAAAAACCCAAAUUUGGUCAAGACAGGACUAUUAAUUCCCAGCGGGUAGCAACUGAUGAAGAAGCAAGACCCACAACUGACAAACAACCCAAAUCAGAGAAAACCCCAAUGUUGAGUAAAAUCCCUAAAUUAAAAAAACAACCUGUUUAUCCUGUAAAGGAUAGUAAAACUGCCCAAAAACAAAAACCUGAUUACAGCUCAACUGAUCCCUCCCUCAAAAACCUAAAACCCAAAUUUGGUCAAGAUAGGACUAAUAAUUCACAGCGGGUAGCAACUGAUGAAGAAGCAAGACCCACAACUGAAGAACAACCCGAAUCGGAAGAAACUCCAAUGUUAGGUAAAAACCCUAAACUUAAAAAGGAAUCUAUUCAUCCUGCUGAAACUAGUAAAACUGAGCAAAAACAAAAACCUGACAACAGUGGAACUGAUCCCUCCCUCAAAAACCUAAAACCAAAAUAUGGUCAAGACAGGACUAAUCAUUCACAGCGGGUAGCAAUUCUACAAGAAGCAAGACCCACAACUGAAGAACAACCCGAAUCGGAAGAAACUCCAAUGUUAAGUAAAAUCCCUAAACUUAAAAAAGAACCCGUUCAUCCUGCUGAAACUAGUGAAACUGACCAAAAACAAAAUCCUAAUUACAGCUCAACUGAUCCCUCCCUCAAAAACCUAAAACCCAAAUAUGGUCAAGACAGGACUAAUCAUUCACAGCGGGUAGCAACUGACCAAGAAGCAAAACCCACAACUGAAGAACAACCCGAAUCGGAAGAAACUCCAAUGCUAGGUAAAAGCCCUAAAGUUAAAAAUGAACCUGUUCAUCCUGCUGAAACUAGUAAAAGUGACCAAAAACCUGAUUAUAGCUCAACUGAUCCCUCUCUGCUAAACCUAAAACCCAAAUAUGGUCAAGACAGGACUAAUCAUUCACAGCGGGUAGCAACUGACCAAGAAGCAAGACCCACAACUGAAGAACAACCUGAAGCGGAAGAAACUCCAAUGUUAAGUAAAAUCCCUAAACCCCAAAAAGAACCUGUUCGUCCUGUUGAAACUAGUAAAAGUGACCAAAAGCAAGAACCCGAUUAUAGCCCAACUGAUCCCUCUCUGCAAAACCUAAAACCCAAAUUUGGUCAAGACAGGACUAAUAAUUCACAGCGGGUAGCAACUGACCAAGAAGCAAGACCCACGUCUGGCGAACAACCAGUAUCAAAAGAAACUCCAAUGCUAGGUAAAAGGCCUAAACUACAAAAAGUACCUGUUCGUCCUGUUAAAACUAGUAAAAGUGACCAAAAGCAAGAACCUGAUUACAGCUCAACUGAUCCCUCCCUCCAAAACCUAAAACCAAAAUUUGGUCAAGACCAGACUAAUAAUUCACGGCGGGUAGCAACUGACCCAGAAGCAAGACCCAUAACUGAAGAACAACCCGAAUCAGAAGAAACUCCAAAGUUAAAUAAAAACCCUAAACUUAAAAAAGAACUCGUUCAUCCUUCUGAAACUAGUAAAACCGACCAAAAACAAAAACCUGAUUACAGCUCAACUGAUCCCUCCCUCAAAAACCUAAAACCCAAAUAUGGUCAAGACAGGACUAAUAAUUCACAGCAGGUGGCCACUGACCAACAUGGAAAACCAGCAACUGACAAACAACCCAAAUCAGAAGAAACUCCAAUGUUAAGUAAAAUCCCUAAACUACAAAAAGAACCUGUUCGUCCUGUUCAAACUAGUAAAAGUGACCAAAACCAAAAACCUUAUUACAGCUCAACUGAUCCCUCCAACAAAAACCUAAAACCCAAAUAUGGUCAAGACAGGACUAAUAAUUCACAGCGGGUAGCAACUGACCAAGAAGCAAGACCCGUGUCUGGCGAACAACCAGUAUCAGAAGAAACUCCAAUGUUAGGUAAAAACCCUAAACUUAAAAUGGAAUCUAUUCAUCCUGCUGAAACUAGUAAUACUGACCAAAAACAAAAAACUGAUUACAGCUCAACUGAUCCCUCCCUCAAAAACCUAAAACCCAAAUUUGGUCAAGACAGGAUUAAUAAUUCACAGCAGGUAGCAACUGACCAAGAAGCAAAACCCGUGUCUGGCGAACAACCAGAAGCAGAAGAAACUCCAAUGCUAGGUAAAAGCCCUAAACUUAAAAAAGAACUCGUUCAUCCAGCUGAAACUAGUAAAAUUGACCAAAAACCUGAUUACAGCUCAACUGAUCCCUCCCUCAAAAACCUAAAACCCAAAUAUGGUCAAGACAGGACUAAUCAUUCUCAGCGGGUAGCAAGUGACCAUGUAGCAAGACCCACAACUGAAGAACAACCAGAAUCGGAAGAAACUCCAAUGUUAAGUAAAAUUCCUAAACUUAAAAAAGAACCCGUUCAUCCUGCUGAAACUAGUAAAAAUGACCAAAAACCUGAUUACAGCUCAACUGAUCCCUCCCUCAAAAACCUAAAACCCAAAUAUGGUCAAGACAGGACUAAUAAUUCACAGCGGGGAGCAACUGAUGAAGACGCAAGACCCACAACUGAAGAACAACCCAAAUCGGAAGAAACUCCAAUGUUAAGUAAAAUUCCUAAAAUUAUAAAAGAACCCGUUUAUCCUUCUGAAACUAGUAAAACUGACCAAAACCAAAAACCUGAUUACAGCUCAACUGAUCCCUUCCUCGAAAACCUAAAACCCAAAUAUGGUCAAGACAGGACUAAUAAUUCACAGCAGGUGGCCACUGACCAACAUGGAAAACCAGCAACUGACAAACAACCCAAAUCAGGAGAAACUCCAAUUUUAAGUAAAAUCCCUAAACCACAAAAAGAACCUGUUCGUCCUGUUGAAAUUAGUAAAAGUGACCAAAAACAAAAACCUGAUUACAGCUCGACUGAUCCCUCCCUCAAAAACCCGAAACCCAAAUAUGGUCAAGAAAGGUCUAAUAAUUCACAGUGGGAAGCCACUGACCAACAAGCAAGACCCACAACUGACAAACUACCCGAAUCAGAUGAAACUCCAAUGUUAAGUAAAAUCCCUAAACUACAAAAAGAACCUCUUCGUCCCGUUAAAACUAGUAAAAGUGACCUAAAGCAAAAACCUGAUUACAGCUCAACUGAUCCCUCCAACAAAAACCUAAAACUUAAACAUAGCCAGCGGGUAGCAACUGAUGAAGAAGCAAGACCCACAACUGACGAACAACCCGAAUCAGAAGAAAUUCCAAUGUUAAGUAAAUACCCUGAAGUUAAAAAAGAACCUAUUCAUCCUGUUGAAACUAGUAAAACUGACCAAAAGCAAGAAUCUGAUUACAACUCAACUGAUCCCUCCCUCAAAAACCUAAAACCCAAAUAUGGUCAAGACAGGACUAAUAAUUCACAGCGGGUAGCAAUAGACCAAGAAGCAAGAUCCACAACUGGCGAACAACCCGAAUCGGAAGAAACUCCACUGUUAAGUAAAAACCCUAAACUUAAAAAAGAACCUGUUCAUCCUGUUGAAGCUAGUAAAACUGUGCAAAAACAAAAACCCGACAACAGCGGAACUGAUCCCUCCCUCAAAAACCUAAAACCCAAAUAUGGUCAAGACAGGACCAAUAAUUCACAGUGGGAAGGAACUGACCAACAAGCAAGACCCACAUCUGGCAAACAACCAGAAUCAGGAGGAACUCCGAUAUUGAAUAAAAACUCUAAGCCUAAGAAAGGAUCUGUUCAUCCUGUUAAAACCAGUAAAACUCCCCAACAGCAAAAACCUGAUUACAGCUCAAACGAUCCCUCCCUCAAAAACCUAAAACCCAAAUAUGGUCAAGACAGGACUAAUAAUUCACAGUGGGAAAGAACUCACCAACAAGCAAGACCUUCGUCUGGCGAACAACCCAAAUCAGAAGAAACCCCAAUGUUGAAUAAAAACUCUAAACUUAAAAAAGGAACUGUUCCACUUGUUAAAACUAAAAAACCUGAACAAAAGCAAAAACCAGAGAGAAACUACCCAAAAGAAAAACUAUAUCAAACUAAAGCUAAACAAAAUCUCACACCAGAUCUGGAGACAGAUUCUAACAAAAUGAAAAAACCGACUGAAUUACUUCAUUCAAAUUCUUCUGGGAACUCUGAGUCAGAAAACACAUUUACAACUAAUCCCAAUCAAAGGCUCAAACCCAGCCAGAAAAUUCCCAAGAUUAAUGGCAAGUACAAAACUGGUCAGGUGCCCAAAUUUAACCAAAGGCAGCCCAAACUUAUGAGAGACCCAAACCCUGGAGCUAACGUUAAACCCAAAUCCAGCCAAGUCUUUCCUGAUCCUGACCGCCACCUUGGUGAGGACUCUAACAAAAAAUCUGACCCCAGAUCUGGCUCAAGCGGAAGACCGCCAAUCAAACCGACACUAGAGGCUAGAACAACACCAGCUCAUCUUAACGAGAACACGGCAUCCCAACAAACUGACCAUUUCAGUUUCCCGACAACAAACAGUAUCAACAAUGCUCAACUUCUGCCUACACCCAGUGCUGUUCCACAGAUGGCUGGGGUGACUCAUACCCAAGUGCACACAGAGUUUAAGCCCAGCACGAUGAAAACCAUCACUGCAAAGACCAUCAAGGACCUUCACGGUCUGCCAGUGGGCCCAAACAGCGGGGUUGCGUCUGAUCUGAGGCCACAAACAACCAAUAAACCGUCAUCAAUUCCAAUGUCAGCAACAUCGAGACUGCUCCACACUGUUAUUCCGAGAACCAAUCCGGGCUCCACAAAGACAAAUCAACACUCUAUGGAGGAAGAAGAACGCCCUACCCUCAACAUCCAGACCACUUCCAGAUCCGAGCUCAGCUCAACUACCGCUAACCCCAUGGCCAACCCGGCUGCAGAAUCUUCUACGUCAAGCGCCCGUGAGCUGCGCGUGAAAAUUAAACAGGUGGCGGCUGCUUUCUUUAACGGCACCCAAGUUGUUCCGAAUAGAAAACCUUCACCCGGCAAGCAUCUCAAAGAUCUGCCAGAAGAUAAUGAGGGUGGAAGCAGGCCAUCUGGUGGUGCACUGACAUCGAUAACAUCUGAAGGUGCAGUUUCCAAGGUGAUGAGGGACUGCUCAGACCACCUCGUCAGAAGGGGCGUGACGAAGAGCGGCAUAUACCAAGUGACUCCAGAUCUUCAUGCCGGCGGCAGUUUUCCAGUUUUGUGCGACAUGGAAGUCCAGGGCGGAGGAUGGACCCUCCUGCAGCUCCGGAAAGACGGCGGUGUCAGCUUCAACCGCACCUGGGCCGAGUACCGGUCAGGUUUCGGGGAGUUGCUGAAAGGAGGGGAGUUCUGGUUGGGGAACCAACACAUCCACCUCCUGACUCGGAGCAGGGACAUGACACUGCGGGUGGAGCUGGAGGACUUCUCCGGGAUAGCGGGUUACGCUGAAUACGAGCACUUCAAGGUAGCGAGUGAAAGGAUGCGCUUCAAGCUGACGUUGGGGGGUUACUCCGGCACAGCGGGGAACGCGCUCCGCUUCAGCUCCACCUUCGACCACAGCAACCAGGCCUUCACCACUCCAGACCGGGAUAACGAUCGCUACCCAUCAGGAAAUUGCGGGGCUUAUUACAGCUCCGGCUGGUGGUUUAAUGCAUGCAUGGCUGCUAACCUCAACGGGAGGUAUUAUAAAGGGAAGUACAAGGGGGUACGAGAUGGCAUCUACUGGGGCGCAUGGCACAACAUUUCCUCUGAGUUGUACCCCACAAAUGAAAGGCUGUCUUUUAAAACAGUCAGGAUGAUGAUCAGACCAAAAGAGUUUUUAACAUGAACAUUCUAUUACAUACUACCCAAGAAAGAUUGCAUUAUUGGGGUUUCUGGUUUUAUUUAUUGUGUAUUUUUGUUUAUCCAGAAAGUUGACCCCUUAGCCAUAUUACCCUACUGUUUAUGAGUAGUGGAAUUUCAUAACAAUCACUAAAUCUGACAGUCACUAUUAACUCAUCACAAAACAGUAAUCAUGAAACGCCUGCUGGCCUCUUUGUCGCAAUGCUUCUCCCUAGUGGAAACCUUUGAUUCUGCAGUGAAUUGUAUGCUGAAAUAAACAGGGGUCCACAGUUUUUGACGGAUUUACAAGUAUAAAACAACCAAAUGCAAUACAGUAAAUCCGGUGGUAACUGAGCACAAACCAAUUGCCCUGUGUAAUGUGAUCGUUGAGGAUGUACAUAGUGUUUAUAAAAGGUCUUCUUUUCGUUUUUUGUUUCCCAUUGUUAUUUUUUUAAACCAAUUAUAUAAAAUUUCAAAGCAGAGUGCAAUUUAUUGUAUUUGAUUGUUUUCUUAUAUUAUUGAGAAUACAUAUUGUUUGAAAGACUGAGAUUUGUCUUUGCUUCUUUUGAGUAAAUGUUUUUUUUGGGUCUGUGUUAACUGUUAUUUACUCAUUUUUCUGUUAAUGCUUAGAGAUUUAUUUCACAA
Corythoichthys intestinalis (scribbled pipefish) is the source of this 8984-nucleotide messenger RNA. Its product is annotated as titin-like. The transcript is spliced from 2 exons. The record is from RefSeq and is a predicted model, not a curated record. NCBI's taxonomy places the organism in Eukaryota, Metazoa, Chordata, Actinopteri, Syngnathiformes, Syngnathidae. Gene Ontology annotation, biological process: blood coagulation. The coding region runs from base 1 to 8346 and encodes 2781 amino acids.